Molecule: messenger RNA, 3847 nt
Organism: Symbiodinium sp. CCMP2456
Lineage: Eukaryota; Dinophyceae; Suessiales; Symbiodiniaceae
Source: the annotation of a GenBank genome assembly
GUUAGAAGGCUUGAUUCCUCUUCAAGGAGAUCCCCAUGAGCAUCAUCAAAGUGCCAGAGUUCCAGGGGGUAUCGUCCUCUACCUACAAAGGCAUGGGUUCCCCAUUUUUCGAUUCCACGCAGACAAGGGCGAGUUUUACAACCAUCGACUACGUGGAUGGCUACGUGAUCAAGGGAUUUAUGGAACGUGGUCCGAGCCGGGUGUUCCACAGAGCAAUGGACAUGCCGAGUCAACAGUCAAGUGGGUGAAGGACUCUAUUCGCACCUACCUUAAGAGCGCGUCCCUACCAACCAAGCUGUGGCCCACGGCGGCGGAAGCCGCAUGUGCAAUGCAGCGCUCACGAGUCCUGGGCUGGAAGAGCUACUUAGCAGCACCCUAUGGCUCAGUUGUUCAUCUGCGAAGAAAGCCAUUCGAUAAGUAUGGGCCGCUAAAGCGGGAGCAGACCUUGGAGUCGAAAUGGCAUAGCGGACGUUAUGUUGGUCUUAGUACGAUACUUCAAAGGGGCCAUCUGGUCUACAUCCCGGAGGAGGGUGAAGAGAAGGAGAAGUUCUUCCACACGCUACAUGUCCGACCUAACUUGGUGGAUCCUGGGAGACCCGACGUUGAGCUGCAAGCAGACGAAGUGCCAAGGCCCAGACGUCGGGUGGUGGGAAAGAAGGAUGCAGCGGAGGUGGAAAUGAAAGCCUUGAAGAAGGUCCCGGAGGAGAUGCGUGAAAUGGCCACAACCGAUGCCGAGCUUCUACUUCGUGACUGGGAUUAUGACCAGGCGUGUGCUUUGGUGAGGCGGUUGGCUGGGAACAAGUUCUUCGAUGACAAGAAGUUUGGAGUAUAUCGCCAUGGAGGAGCAGUGGGAUGGCUAACCGGGAUUCUGGAAUACCCGGCAUUGACAAAGUUACUGACAAGGAUCAUUGUUGAGGUGGUUCCAGAUGCUUCCUUUACCUCAGUAUUGGUGUCGUGCAAUACUCCAAGGGGAAUCCACAAGGAUAUCAACAAUGAUUACAACACGAAGAACUAUGUAAUUCCACUAUGUGUUCCAAGUCGUGGCGGUGAUCUGUGGGUAGAGCUUUGUGAGGGAGAUGUUGUCCAAGGCCAGAUAGAGCAGCGGUGCGCGAGUGGUAAGCACCUGUAUGGACAACGUCGUUCUCUAUGUCAUGGAGACGGUCUAGAGUUCUGUCCAAGACGCUACCAUGAAGUUAUGAAAUGGGAAGGAGAUCGUGUAGUCAUGAUUGCAUAUACGCCAGACUGCCUGGGGAAGUUGUCCCAGGAUGACAUAAAUGCCCUACAUGAAUAUCACUUUCCAGUACCUCUUUCUCAGCUUCCCGAGUUCUAUGGCGACCUGAAGACAGCGCGACCACAUCCUAUGAUUAACUCGGUGCAGGAUGACCGUAUGGAUGAUCAAGCUGCUCUACUACAUGACGGAGAAGGAUGGACGAUGUAUCUGGACUUAGAUCCUGGAAUGGUCAAGAUAGCAGAUGACCUAGAGCCAGCUGUGGUUCCAAAACUUCAGAAGGCAGAAGUGGGUUACACCAGGAACAUUGAGCAGGUUUUGGAGAAGCUCACUAGCCCGCUAGAAGUGGUUCACAACGUGAGUCCGGAUGAAGUAAUGUCCAAUUUGGAAGCGUGGAGGGCGGCAAUCGUCAAAGAGGUGAAGGGCAUCGAGGUAGCAAUUGAGCGACUUCUACCAGGGUCCGAUGCAAGGAAGCAAUGGGUGAAUACACCUGGUGUUCAGAGACUUCCGAUGAAGUUUGUCUUUACAGUGAAGCCGCAUGAUGGAGCAGUACAGGACGACAGGGCCACACGGUACAAAAGGAAGGCUCGUCUUGUGAUUUGUGGAAACAUGGCUAGGGCAGAAGAUACGUCCUUAUAUGCAGAAACAGCUCCAGCAGAAGCAGUACGGACAGCCCUCACAAUCGCCAGUCGUAAUCAUUGGCUCGUUGCUAUACUUGAUGUGGUGGCGGCGUUCUUGAAGACGCCACUGGGGCGUCAGUCCUCGGAUCCAGUUGUGAUUGCGCAGCCGCCCAGGCUCCUAGAAACGCUGGGGCUUGUGGAACGGUUUGAAUUAUGGGCCUUAGUGAGGGCUCUCUACGGACUUAGAGAGGCACCGAGGCUGUGGACUAACUAUCGAGAUGCCACAAUGCAGACUAUGCCAGCACCGCGAGGUUUGAAAUGGAAGCAAGGUCGUGCUAUCACUUCUUGGUGGACGCUGCGAGAUCGAGAUGGUGCAGUACAAGCCAUAGUGGUGGUGUAUGUGGACGAUUUCCUUUUAUGUGGACCUCGUGAGCUGGUGUUAGAACUUACGGCUAUCAUACAGGACGUUUGGGACACAUCUGAGCUAACAGUGCUCGGGCCUACAACAGCGGUGCGUUUUCUUGGGAUGGAGCUCCAUCGUGAAACAGAGACAAUGGAUGAAAUUACAAUCCAUCAACAAGGAUUUAUUCAGGAGCUGGUGAGGACGCAUGGCAUUAAGAGCAGCAGUGUGAGUCGCGUGCCAAUCACCAAAGACCUGGCAACAAUUCUGGACCAAGAGGAGGACAUCAAGGAAGCAGCGAUUAAGGACGCACAACAACUUACAGGUGAAGUGUUGUGGGUGGCGCAGCGUACAAGGCCAGACCUGGCUUAUACAACAUCAAUGAUGGCGAGUAUGUGUACCCGAGUCCCGUCCCAAGCAAUACAAACUGGGAUUAAGGCGAUUGGCUAUCUCCUCAAGACCAUCCACUAUGGCCUGAAGGUGCGUUGGUUAGACACAGGGCUUGUGAUGUACUGUGAUGCGGCCUAUGCACCACAGGGUGGAAGAUCGCAUGGAGGAUGGGUCGUAACGUAUGGGGGAGUUCCAAUCGUUUGGAGAAGUGGGAGACAGCAGAUGAUCACGUUGUCGACAGCAGAAGCUGAGUUGCUUUCCAUGAUAGAUGGCGCUAUCGCCAUGAAGGGGGUGGAAGCUCUCUUACUGGACAUCGGCGAGGUGGUGGAAGGUAAAGAAAUUGCCUCAGACAGCAUGGCAGCUCUGAGUAUAUCCUCGGGAUCCAGCUCGUGGAGAACGCGACACCUAAGGAUAAAGGCAGGAUGGCUACAAGAACAAAUCAGCCACGGGCUGAUGACAGCGCGACACUGUCCGGGAGAAGUACAACCAGCAGAUCUCCUCACUAAGGCUCUCAGCUACGCUCGGAUGACAUCACUGUUGUCUUUGUGGGGAGUUGGAGGUGAUGAUCGAGGUCCUGCUCCUGCAGUUGCCGUGACUAAUGGUAUUUCUAAGAUGACAGUCGCUUUGGUGUGCUGCUUGUUGAUUGUGUCCGCGCAAGCUACAGAGGAGGCUAGCUCGUCAACUACGCGAGGAUCGGGGAUUCAAGUUGAUGGUGACCUGGUCGGAAUGCUGAUGCUGGUUCUUAUGGGACUGGGAGCUUUACUGGUCUGGGAAGCGCUAAAGUGGCUUGGUGACGAAAUCUACCACGAGUACACGCCCGGUGCAAGUCAGAGAAAGCUGAAGAAGCUACGAAAGUUGCAAGCGGCUACGACAGAGGCCAUUGAGAGAGAGCUUGAGAGGAUCAGUGCACAGAGCGAGGAGGCAGCAGCUCAAGGCGAGCAGCCGACGUCGACCACGAGAGCAACGUCUUCCUCUACACCGUCAGCGACAUUGCGUCUACGGGCUACCUCGCGACCAGAGGAUAGGGAGUCAAGACGUGUCGGUGAGCCGGCCAGCAGUGAUGGGGACCAGCUUUUCCAGAGCACGCCGUGGACUGCGGAGCCUACGUUAACGCCGACACCUACUCCUACACCUACAAGGGAAAUUCCGCGGACUCCAAGCCCGAGGAUGAUCAAGUUCAUCGUCUUGGUGGUCGUCUUGCUGAACUAG